UGCUAGGGUGGGAUUUUCAGCCUCUUGAGCGCCGUGUAUUUCUGACUGCCUGUCUAACGACCUUAGAGAAAAUUAACGGUAGCAGCGGCGACGAACUAGCGAAACCUUACGUGUUCAAGGGUUGCACUGAACAGACCUCCAGAUUUAUGCAUCCACGAUAGGAAUAAAUAAUUAAGGAAUGUGGACAUUACAGAAUGCCCAACAGCGCUGGAAAGAGAUUUAAACCCACCAAAUAUAUCCCGGUGUCCACUGCAGCUACUCUUCUUGUUGGAUCCACCACUUUAUUCUUCGUUUUUACGUGCCCCUGGCUUACGAAGGCAAUCUCCCCAGCUGUGCCCCUGUACAAUGGCAUCGUUUUCCUCUUUGUUCUGGCCAACUUCAGCAUGGCUACCUUCAUGGACCCUGGCGUCUUUCCCAGAGCCAACGAAGAUGAGGACAAGGACGACGACUUCCGGGCGCCGCUCUACAAGAACGUGGAGAUCAAGGGCAUCCAGGUGCGAAUGAAGUGGUGCGCCACCUGCCACUUCUACCGGCCGCCACGCUGCUCUCACUGCAGCGUGUGUGACAACUGCGUGGAGGACUUUGACCACCACUGCCCCUGGGUGAACAACUGCAUUGGGCGGCGCAACUACCGUUACUUCUUCCUCUUCCUGCUGUCCCUGAGCACCCACAUGGUGGGCGUCUUCUCCUUCGGUCUGCUCUUCGUGCUCCACCAUCUGGAGCGGCUGGGCGCCCUGCACACCACUGUGACUCUGGUGGUCAUGUGCAUAUCAGGGCUGUUUUUCAUCCCCGUCGUCGGGCUCACCGGCUUCCAUAUGGUGCUUGUUGCCAGGGGUCGCACGACAAACGAGCAGGUGACUGGAAAGUUCCGCGGAGGAGUGAAUCCAUUCACCCGUGGUUGCUGUGGCAACGUGAAGUAUGUUUUGUGCAGUCCCCUGGCUCCCAGGUACAUGGUGGCUCCCAGGAAGAAGCCUGUCGUGCCUAUCCAGCCACCUUUCCUGCGGCCAGACCUUUCCGACAGACAACUCACCAUCAAGGUUAGCGACAAUGGAAUCCAUAGCAGCAUCCUCCGGACAAAAUCUAAAAUCAGUCUUGCUGACCUGGAUGACAAAGGCAUGGAGAUGCAGCCACCUCUUCCCCCAAAAGCUGACCGCUAUAACCAUCUUAAGAACCAGCUGACAUCCAGUGAGGAGAGUUCCUUGUCCAGUAAUCCAGUGAACCCUUCUACCCCAGCCAUGUACAAGUACCGGCCCUCUUUUGGUACCAUGCCCAAAGUACACUACCAUGCAGCUGGAGAGAAGAUUGUAAUACCGGAUGAUUGUAACACAUCUGCCAUCUUGGAGGAGAGCGGGCGGAGCCACGACUAUCGCUCAGAGCCCAACCUGGACCUCCCUGACUACAGCAGCACUCCGCUCCACCGCACUUUCCAGUCGUCGCCCCUGCAGCUGGACCAGUUCAGCAUCAACUCUCGCUCGCUCAGCCUCAAACAGCACCGGCACGCGGCCGACAAGGCUCGGGGCCUGGGGGCCGGUAGGGUUGAGGCGGUGGGGGCCGCUGCUGCAGUGGCGGGUACGCCUUACAAGGGCGUGUAUACACCGGGCACGCUGUCCAACCGCAACGGGAGCCUGUCGUAUGACAGCCUGCUCAACCCCAGCUUCGCCUCUCCGCCGGCGUCGGCGGGGGAGUGCGUGGUCCACCCAGGCGUGCCUUCCAUGGGCUUCCACUCACCCUACCUGCCAACGAAAAUGUGCCACGUGCGGGGGCCCGAACUCCAGCGACACGCGCCUCCGCCCGUCACCGCCACCGUCACCGCCUCCUACAGCCCCGUGCGGAUAGGCGGCUUCAAGGGCCGGCGCUCACCGCACCCGCAGCAGCCGCAGGAGCGCGACCCCUCGCCCGUGCGCUACGACAACCUCUCCAAAACCAUCAUGGCCUCCAUCCAGGAGCGCAAGGAGCUGGAGGAGCGGGAGAAACUCAUGCACCUGCACGGCCACCGCCAGCCGCCGUCGGCCAGCUACGCCGGCGCUGCUGCCGACUCGGGCGUGUUCGACGCCUGCAGCUACGGACUGCCGCCCAGCGCCUGCUACGCGGACGGGCCCCGGGGCCCCGGCUCGCAGGUGGGGCCCGCCAGCUACGGCGGCUCGCGGGAGAACCUAGUGGGGGGAGUCGGUGGAGGUGGGGGGGUGAUGGGCUACGGGGCACGGACCCCGAUACUGCGCUCGGCGGCCUCCUCUCUGGCGCGUGCCCCCAGGACUUCCUCCAGCUCGCUGCACACAGACGGCCGGACGGCCGAGCCGGCCUCCUACCGCUCGCCCGCUCACCAGCCGCACCACUCCCCCGCUCCCAUCCCCCGCUCCCCCUCCUACUCCCACCAGAAGGUCUCCUUCAUUAGCGCUCUGGAGAGGAGCGACUCGCCACGCAUGGGCUCCCCCAGAGAGGACAUGGCCCAGGUGAAAAUUAAUGGACAACCUAUGGGUCAAAUGCGAGACUGCCACCUAGGGACAACCUCCGGUACCCCGGGCACCCCUCUCAGCCCCGCCCGACACACCAGUGUGAAAAAGGUGUCGGGGGUGGGGGGCACCACCUACGAGAUAUCGGUUUGAGAAUGACGGUCUCUCUCCCAACUACCCAGCCCAACGCCACCCACAGGAGGUAGCACUGCCAAGGCAAACACCACCACCACUACGCGUGCUAGAAGAGACAUGGGUCGCGGCCUUUCCUUUUUUAACCUCAUCCGAACACUGUAUAUUGACCUAUCAGAGGCUGGCAAAUCCGUUACCAAUAACAAAACGACUGCCAAAGUAGACAUCCUCUGACCUCUGUGGUUUGGCCCAGUGCAUGUGUAUGUGUGUGUGUGUAAGUGUGUGGGCACAAGUCUCAAUGGUGGAAAACGUCAAUAGCUGUGCUCCCUGGCUUAUGUUGUGGUCUUACAUGCCCUCAGCAAAAAAGAAAAAAAAAAAAAGAAAAAAGAAUAUGAUGAAGGCACUUCUGUGUUGUUGAGAAGUUGCUUAAGUAGCGCACAUACGCUAACGCUGGGUGGGCAGAGAACAGCAACGAGGCUAGUUGUAGCCUCUUCUCUUUAAAGGCUAGUACUCUGUGUCUAUUUUCUCUGUCCAUUCUCAGGUAAUGUUAUAUUACCAUGAUGGAGAAAAAUAAGGUGCUCACAGUGCCCAUUUGAGUCCAUUUGUUUUCUUUUUUGUACAUCCCCCAUUCAAAUGUAUAUGGUAAUGUUAAAGACUUUAAAUGCAUUUCUUCUUGCUAACAUAUUUGUUGCUUCUGUUAUUUGUAUUAUUUCCAGUGUUCUAACCAAGUCCUUGAGAAUCUGUUAUGUUGAAGCAUUACCAGUACUCAUGUGCAUUUAAUGCAUAUCCAUAGUUUGUAAGCUAGUCUUUUGAAUGAGAUUUUUGUUGUUUUCAUGUUUUUUUUUUUUUGCCUAAACUAUGCUUUCAAAAGAGAAACAAUGUUUGUAAACUAUUGCAGGUCCUCACACAUUGUUUGCACUGAUAUACUCAGCACAAGACAGGCAGAUAUCUGUACCUCCUGGCAUUUGCCCCAAGUUAAUCUAUCGAAUCUAUUUCCCUGGGGAUUGUAGAUUGGUUUUCAGACAUCAUACAAAUUCCAUGACUUGGCUGACCCAACAGGGGGUGCUAAUGUGCAUCCAUGUCAGUAUCGGUCUUAGUUCAGUGUGGCACUCAACCAUGAGCAAUCAUAAAGACUCAUUUUCUUUUUAAAUUUAGUUAUUUGUUGGAACAAAUCUAAUGCAGUGGUGGAUUGCAUUUAUUAAAAGUUUCUGUAUUUAUUUUUAUACCACAUCAAUGGAAUGGAUACAUUUGCAAUAGAUAUUCAUAUGUGAUUCAUGGCUACAUGGCCUAUUCAAGCAUACAGGUCAAGCAUUGCUGUUUUUUAUGAGUUUGAUUUUUUUUUGUAUACCCAACCUUUCAAUUGUUUGAUACAUCCUGCUUUUUUAUACAGAUAUUCAAUUAAAGCGUGAAUGUUUGUAUUUUGAGUGGUUUUUGUGCAUAAUUGAAAUAAUUUAAAUAAAUAAAUAAAAAAAAGUACUCAAAAACAAUAUUUGGGUUAUAGAAGGUAUAAUUGUAUGUUGAAAUAUUUUGCAGUGUAUUAAAAUAUAAAAAGGAUAAGAAAAUAUGAGGCAAUGUACUUAAUGGGUUUGAAUGUUGUUAACAAGCCUUGAUUCAAGAUGUGGCCUGAUAUGGUAACAGACCUGUCAUACUUACACAGCUGUUUUUUUUUGUUUUUUUUUUUGCAUACCUGACUGCCUGUAUUUUACAUGUACGUCUCAUCAAAAUGUCCCAGACAAAAAUUCCCUGCCAUUUCCAAAGGCUGUCUGGCACAGCAUACGUACAUAUAUUAUUUCAUGUAUAAAUUCAUGGAAAUUGCAGGAUUUUUGUUGAAAUGAAGAUUUCCUUUCUGAAGAAAUAUAGUUUGAUAUCCAGGUACACUUUAUUAUUUUUUGUUCAUCAAAAGUAUCUCAUUAAAUAUAGCUUGAACGUU
This is a messenger RNA of Alosa sapidissima (American shad), 4512 nucleotides long. RefSeq names its product zinc finger DHHC-type palmitoyltransferase 8b (gene zdhhc8b). Lineage: Eukaryota; Metazoa; Chordata; Actinopteri; Clupeiformes; Clupeidae. The transcript is spliced from 11 exons. Gene Ontology annotation, molecular function: palmitoyltransferase activity. The record is from RefSeq and is a predicted model, not a curated record. The coding region runs from base 195 to 2603 and encodes 802 amino acids. Gene Ontology annotation, biological process: protein palmitoylation.